AUGAAGCUAUCUGGAGGAUCUACUCGUAGCGCAUCACCUCAAUCAUCUCAAGUCACCUUCAUCUCGUCCUCCAUCACGCAAACGUGCCAACAACGAUCAAGCUUCCACUGCUGCUGCUGCGAGCGGCUCUCUGAAACAGCGCAGGCGCUGAUCCAGCAAGUUGGCGAAAAGCGCGAUGGUCGUGUCGAGCAUGAUCGCUACAAGCGAUUGAAGCUUGAGAGUGACAUGUGGGCUAGGGAACUUAAAGUACGCAAUGCUCACAAUGAACGAGAACAUGCUAUGCGUCUUGCUGAGCAAGACCACCUGCACAAACGCGAGCUCAUGGGUCACCAACUGGAGCAUGCAAAGCUAGAGCUUGAGCUCGCCCGUGCACGUCAAGAAGAAGAGGAGGCAAGGAUUCGGUGUAUUGCAAUGGACGGAACCUGGGUCAAAAUUGAGUCUUGUGUUGUCAUCUUCGCGUGUUGCCUCUUGUGUUUUGAUAUAAGCAUUUGA
Messenger RNA from Suillus subalutaceus, 492 nucleotides. RefSeq lists its product as uncharacterized. The coding region runs from base 1 to 492 and encodes 163 amino acids. Lineage: Eukaryota; Fungi; Basidiomycota; Agaricomycetes; Boletales; Suillaceae. The record is from RefSeq and is a predicted model, not a curated record. The transcript has 2 exons.